This is a messenger RNA of Pygoscelis adeliae (Adelie penguin), 2602 nucleotides long. RefSeq names its product ankyrin repeat and sterile alpha motif domain containing 3 (gene ANKS3). The record is from RefSeq and is a predicted model, not a curated record. Gene Ontology annotation, molecular function: protein binding. Lineage: Eukaryota; Metazoa; Chordata; Aves; Sphenisciformes; Spheniscidae. Gene Ontology annotation, cellular component: cilium. The transcript is spliced from 17 exons. The coding region runs from base 69 to 2069 and encodes 666 amino acids.
UGCCAGCAAAAACUCCUCAGCAAGUCUUAUUGCUUCAGGCUAAGGAGGCGAUCAAAGUAGAGGGUGGGAUGUCGGAGCUGAGUGAUGAAGCCAGUGAGUCGGAGCUGCUGAGCCGCAGCCUUUCCAUGUGGCACGGGGUCGGUCAGAUGAUCUGUCGGGAAGAGCUGGACGUUCCCCUGGACUUGCAUACGGCCUCCUCCGUCGGCCAGUAUGAAGUGGUGCAGGAGUGUAUUCAGCGUGGAGAUCUGGAUUUAAAUAAGAGGAAUUGUGGUGGCUGGACUCCACUGAUGUAUGCCUCCUACAUUGGUCACGACACCAUUGUGCACCUGCUGCUGGAAGCGGGAGUGAAUGUGAACAUCCCAACACCAGAAGGGCAGACGCCGCUCAUGCUGGCCUCCAGCUGUGGAAAUGAAAGUGUUGCUUACUUUCUUCUACAGCAAGGCGCAGAGCUGGAGAUGAAGGACAUCCAUGGUUGGACUGCCUUAUUUCACUGCACCAGCGCCGGACAUCAGCAGAUGGUCAAGUUCUUACUGGACAAUGGAGCAAAUGCCAACUGCAAGGAGCCUGUGUAUGGAUAUACGCCUCUGAUGGAAGCAGCCGCUUCUGGCCAUGAGAUAAUUGUUCAGUACCUUCUGAAUCACGGAGUGAAGGCAGAUGUCAGAGAUAACACUGGAGCCACAGCACGGACACUGGCCAUGAAGUAUGGACAUACGAAGAUUGUGGGGCUGAUAGAUUUGCAUGCGGCCCCAGUGCCCAAGGUCUUCUGCAGGGGUCCAGGAAAAUAUGAAGAGCUGAGUUCCUCAGAUGAAUCGUGUUCUGCUCCCCAGAGACAGAGACCUGUUCGUAGGACCAAGGGUCCCAGCAUCCAUGAUGGGCCCCAGGCUUUGGCUAAGAUAACAGCAGUUGGAAUCGGGGGAAAGAAGCAGUCUCGCUAUGAGCAGGUCCCUCCUCAGGGCUAUGUUACCUUCAAUGAUGAUGGCAGCUGUGAAGCAGACGAUAUCCGGAACCGGGACGUUACCUCUCCAAUUAAUGAGCAGGAUGUGGAGAGCAGCAGCAGCAGGGAGGAUAAUGUUUUCUUCACCAACAACUUAGCAAUUGUCAGGAGCAGCAGCAGCAGCAGUGAAUGCCUGACCAAAGCCCUGGGGGUCAGCAGUGAAGGCUCCUUGGAAAGCAAUGAGGAUUCUGACCAUGCAAACAGUCCCCCAAGUCGGAAACAAGCCAAGAGCUUUAAGAUCAAGAAUCGCUACAGCAAUAGUGAUAGCCACUGGACCCACUGCCCAGGGAAAGCUGGGGGCUCUAAUCAGCACCUAAUCCUUCCUGAGCCCCCUGCCUAUACAGGGCCCCAGGACCUGGCGACAUUCCUUGAGCAGAUUGGGUGCCUGAAGUAUCUGCAAGUGUUUGAGGAGCAAGAUGUCGACCUCCGGAUCUUCCUGACCCUCACAGAGAGUGAUCUGAAGGAAAUAGGCAUCACUCUGUUUGGACCCAAGAGGAAGAUGACUUCUGCCAUUGCCCGAUGGCACAGCAACGCUCGGCCACCCAGCGAUGCCCUGGAGCUGGCCUAUGCAGAUCGGCUGGAGGCUGAGAUGCAGGAAUUGGCCAUUCAGCUGCACAAGAGGUGUGAAGAGGUGGAGGUGAUGAAGGGCCAGGUGUGCCAGGAGCAGAAGCUGCGUGCAGUGGCUGAGAGCUGUUUGAUGGAGCGGGAUGAGACCUGGAAUGCUAUCCAGUGCCAGCUCAGAGAGGCGCAGGCCAUCACCAAGGAUGCUGGAGUCCUACUGGAUCAGAUCAAAUCCUGUCAAGCAGAGCUGUCCUCCCGGCUAACCCAAGAGCAGGCAGUCAGCAGAGUGCUGGAUGCAAAGGUGCAGCUGGGAACCAGUGAGAGCAGGCGGCCUGGUGAGCGUCCGGUGCUGGAAGGAUGGCCGCCUUCCUUGAAGUCUCUGAGCUUGCCUGAGCUGUCAGCUGUCCUAGAGGAGCGUGUGGGAGAAAUGGGAAAAGCUCUGCAGACUGUGACUCAAAACCUCCAAAGGCUCCAAGCCCCGGGGCAGAGCGGGCAGAGCUGGCUAGAGCCAUAACAAAGCAGGAGGGAAUACUGACGUCGGGUGACUGUUCCACCCGGAAGCUGAGUGUGCCUGGGAGAAUGAGCGCGAGGGCCGUGCUGGCAGCACCGCAGCUCUGCUGGGAGCGCCACAGCAGCUGGUGGAUGCGUGGAAGAAGGUCUCGGCCAUCAGAGAACGUGCCUGGGAGAACGAGGGACAGCAGAAGACAACAACCCAGCAGCUCUUUGGGCCUGACUCUUGUCUGGGUUCCCAGGAUCAUUGUUGUUCAUACCAAAAGGUUAGGUUAAGAGGAGAAGCACUGAGCCCAAAAAGUUUAUCUGCCUUAAGCUUCCUGCAGCCCUUGUCAUUCAGGGCUGUGUGGUGUUAGAAAGCUGACAGUUACCCACAGCAAUCAAUUAUCCUGUUCCACGUCCUGUCCUCCCCAAGGCCUCUGACACUUGCCCUGGCCCCUUCCAUGCCAUGUGGAUUGCUCAGGAGCUGACCCAGAAAAUGUAUCUGAGGCAAUAAGGAAGGCAGGUUUGUUGUGGAUGGGUAAAGUGAGUAGAGUU